AUGGAUGCCAAGAAGAGGAAUAUCGAGGAAGAAGAGAUGGUGGCCAAUUUUUUGAUGAAGGAGGUGAGAGAUUGGGACAAUGAAGAGAAGAUGAAAUCCAGGUUCAAGGCGCUGAGUGGACAGAGGUGCGAUUGGGAGCCCCUUUACCUUUUCUGGAGGGACCUGAUCAUUAAGGUAGCUCGGCACCUUCACAUAUUCAUCCUUCAUCCUAGCCACAUCAAACAUUUAUGGUUCCGUCGAGGUGGCUUGUCCCCUCUGUGCCUUGAUCGUGUACUUGUGGAAAUGUAUAAUGCUGGGGAUUUAUUGCCAGUUACACUUCUCUUGGAUCCAACAACUGAAGGUUGGCGGCUACCUCAGAUUUUUCGCAAAGCAGUACAUCUGUUGAGCUUAUCUCGGGCAUCAACUACGCUAGAAAGUCUGACGGAAGAUUGCUACGUACUUGCUCCACUGUUAAAGGAAAAAUCUCUUGAAGUUGUCAAUUAUUUUUCUGAAAAUCAUUGGACGCCUUCUUGCGUUAUCACAAUGAGUAAGUUCCAGGAAAUUUGUGGAGGGUCAAAGGAAGCAUCCGCAAUUUUGAGUCACUUGUCUGAAUGUCAGAAAGCAAAGUACUUUGUGAUCAACAAAAACGACCGUGUAGAGGGAGUAAAAGUUUGUCUUAAUCCAGGAGCAGUUUCUAGCAUCACAAGUAUAGAUUACAAUGUUUUACACUUAAUCUCGACAGCGGAAAAGCUUGAGCAACAGCUUGAUUUGAUCGACCAGCGUUAUGAAAAAACUAGGAAGUCUGCUUUAGCUUCUUUGAAAUGUGGCAACAAAAGUGCUGCCCUGAGAAGUGCAAAAGAACUAAAGCUGACCUCUCAGAGUCGAGAUAAAUGCUCAAAUCUUUUGGACCGAGUUGAAGAAGUUCUCAGAGUUAUCUCUGAUGCUGAGUCCUCAAAUAAGGUUUCUGAGGCUAUCCAAAUAAGUACACAAGCAUUGAAGGAUAAUCAGACAACUGUUGAAGAAGUUACUCUGUGUCUUCAGCAUCUUGAUGAGAGCAUUGAUUCUUUGAAGCAAGUUGAUAAAGUUUUAGGAUCAAAUUUAGCAUUAGCUGAAAUUGAAGAGGAAGAUCUUGAAGAUGAAUUCACUAAACUCGAGCUGGAAGUCGAGUCUCAACCUAGUCAAAAUCCCACAAAAGUUGGAAUGGGCGAUAGUACGGGAGUAGCAGAGGUUUCAGCAGCUACUAAUGCAUUGAGUAAUGCUCUGUCCAAUCUCAGUCUUAACGAUGGUGCAGCGUUGGAGUCAGUGACAGAAUAUUCUGUGAAGAUGAUGAGCAAAAACCCGGUGUCAAAAGAUGCUAAUUUGGAACCUGCUUGA
Fraxinus pennsylvanica is the source of this 1353-nucleotide messenger RNA. The record is from the annotation of a GenBank genome assembly. NCBI's taxonomy places the organism in Eukaryota, Viridiplantae, Streptophyta, Magnoliopsida, Lamiales, Oleaceae.